Colletotrichum lupini is the source of this 567-nucleotide messenger RNA. RefSeq lists its product as uncharacterized. NCBI's taxonomy places the organism in Eukaryota, Fungi, Ascomycota, Sordariomycetes, Glomerellales, Glomerellaceae. The transcript is spliced from 4 exons. Bases 1 to 567 code for a protein of 188 amino acids. The record is from RefSeq and is a predicted model, not a curated record.
AUGGAUGCUGGAUGGGUCUUUGAGGUACUCGCGGCUAUCGGGGCUGCAGAGGCUAGGCAAAAGGCAAUUGCUUCUGGCCAGGACGGGGCAAGGAAGAAACCGGGAGAAUCGUUCAGUCUGCUUCUGUCGCGACAGCAACCUGCCGACAACGCAACGCAGCCUUCAGAAAAUUCUUCACUAGCCUCACCGUGGCUGGAGCUUGCUGAUUGUCGAGGUCUCUACCAGAUGUCUCUUAAGUCUCAACCCAAGGCGAUGCCAUUAAUUGUUCAGGUACAUGACAUGGUCGAGGCUCUCAAGCAGUGCCUAUUUGAGUUUAUUGUGAUGUCAACCUCCCAAGGUGCCUAUGUCUUUUGUCUGAUAUUGGUUGAGUUUUCUUCUAGAACACAAUCUUUGAAAGGCUUAACUCAACAAAUUAUAAUGAGAACUUCGGUAGAACACUACUGCACUGGUAUUUGGGGAAACCCCCAAAGCAAAACAACUUCUCUAAUCCAGUAUCCAAACAUCGAGUUAUCAAAGUGGCUUACUGGAUGCAACGAUUUCAAGUCGCGGGCGGCACUUGACAUAUAA